AUGACUGAGUUUCAACAUCAUUCCGAUAAUUAUGAUAAAGUGGCUAUACUUGAUGCUGGCUCACAAUAUGCAAAAGUAAUCGAUCGUCGAAUACGUGAACUUUCAGUUUAUUCUGAACUUGUACCAUUACAAAUAUCAGUCAAUGAUUUGCUUUCACAACAAUAUAAAGCAGUUAUUAUAUCGGGUAGUCCCGGCUCAGUAAAUGAUCCAAAUCCUGUUCAUUAUGAUCCAAAAUUAUUUGAAUGUGGUCUACCAAUUUUAGGUAUUUGUUAUGGAUUACAAAUGUUAAAUAAACAACGUGGUGGUACGAUUGUACGACAAUCUGUACGUGAAGAUGGUCAAUUUCAAGUUGAAUUAAAUAUAACAGAAUGUCCUCUGUUUAAAAAUAUGAAUAAAAUUGAAAAUGUUUUAUUAACACAUGGAGAUAGUAUUGGACAACUUGGAGAAAAUUUAAUAGGUGUGGGUACAAGUGAUUCAUUUAUUGUUGCAUGUGCUGAUAAAGAAAAACCUAUUUAUGGUGUUCAAUUUCAUCCAGAGGUCGAUUUAACUGAUAAUGGUGUACAAAUAUUUAAAAAUUUUCUCUUUGAUAUUGCUCAUUGUCGAGCAACAUUUACUAUGGGCUGUCGAGUUGAAGAAUCUUUCGGUACUAUUCGAUCAUUUGUCAAAGAUCAACCAGUUUUUGUUCUAUGCAGUGGUGGUGUUGAUAGCUCUGUUUGUGCUGCUCUUUUAACACGUGCUUUACCAGCUGAACAAGUCAAAUUAGUUAGUAUAGAUAAUGGAUUUUUACGUCUUAAUGAAAGUAAUGAAAUACGUGAAACUUUAUCUCAAUUUGCAACUGUCAAUUAUAUUGAUGCUAGUCAACGUUUUGCUCAAGCUAAAACGUACGUCCGAACAAAAGUCACCCAAACAUCGAAUGAAAAAGAUUUAGCUCCGCCACGACGUACAUCGGUUUCAACAAAUUUUUUAAGUUUAUAUGAUGCUGAUAUAUUACUUGAAGAAACUUUACCAUUAAGUGAAGAGAUUGAUCCUGAACAUAAACGUAAAAUUAUCGGUGAUACAUUUAUAAAAGUUGUACAAGAAUUUUUACGUGAUAAUAAUUUUACAUUUGAUGAUAUUAUUUUAGCACAAGGUACAUUAAGACCUGAUUUAAUUGAAAGUGCAUCACAUUUAGCAAGUCAAAGUGGUCAUGCUGAUGCUAUUAAAACACAUCAUAAUGAUUCACCCAUGGUACGUCAAUUACGUAAACUUAAUCGUGUUAUUGAACCAUUAAAAGAUUUUCAUAAAGAUGAAGUAAGACAAAUUGGUUUAACAUUAGGUCUUCAUCCAGAUGUUAUCUAUCGUCAUCCAUUUCCUGGACCUGGUUUAGCUAUACGUAUCUUAUGUACUGAUGAACCAUAUAUGCCUCAUGAAACAUUUGCACAAACAUCAAAUUUAUUAAAAUCAAUUGUUAAUUAUUCAACACAAUCUUCUUCAAUCUCAUCAUUAAAUGAUAUUUUUACAGAUAAUGAAAAAAUACGUUUACAAAAUCUUACAUCAUUAGAUAAACAUGAUUAUACAUCAGUAUUAUUACCAAUUCGAAGCGUUGGUGUACAAGGUGAUGCUCGUACAUAUAGUUUCGCCGCAGCAAUUAGUUCAAAUGAUAAAAAACCUAAUUGGAAUGAAUUAUUUAUGCUUGCACGAUUAAUUACGAAAACAUGUCAUCAUAUCAAUCGUGUUGUUUAUAUACUUGGUAAAAAAAUUCUUGAUACAGAAAUAACACAAAUUACACGUACAACGUUAACACCAGAUAUUAUUGAUAAAGCUCGUGCUUGUGAUUAUCAUGCCAUGGUUAUAAUGAAACAUCAUGGUGCUUAUAGUUCAAUAAGUCAAAUGCCAGUUGUAUUAAUACCUGUUGAAUUUGAUCGACAAAAUCGUGCAGAUGAAAAUGAAAAACGGAAUGAUGGUCAACAUUCAAUUGUUUUACGUACAUUUCUUACAAAAGAUUUUAUGACUGGAAGACCAGCUGUACCUGGAGAAACAUUUCCUCUUGAUAUGUUAGAUGAAAUAUGUGAAACAAUUCUAACAAAUGUACCAGGUAUAAGUCGAAUUCUAUAUGAUUUAACAUCGAAACCACCAGCCACAACUGAAUGGGAAUGA
Messenger RNA from Adineta steineri, 2136 nucleotides. The record is from the annotation of a GenBank genome assembly. NCBI's taxonomy places the organism in Eukaryota, Metazoa, Rotifera, Eurotatoria, Adinetida, Adinetidae.